This is a messenger RNA of Pectinophora gossypiella (pink bollworm), 5061 nucleotides long. RefSeq lists its product as uncharacterized. The record is from RefSeq and is a predicted model, not a curated record. The transcript has 18 exons. NCBI's taxonomy places the organism in Eukaryota, Metazoa, Arthropoda, Insecta, Lepidoptera, Gelechiidae. Bases 119 to 2122 code for a protein of 667 amino acids. Gene Ontology annotation, cellular component: plasma membrane; actin cytoskeleton. Gene Ontology annotation, biological process: actin filament bundle assembly. Gene Ontology annotation, molecular function: actin filament binding.
CGAAGUUUGAAAAAAGUUUGACAGAUUGCUAUGAAGUAGUGUAGAAAGUGAACGUGCGUGUAGUUUUUAACGAAAUAUUUAUUUUUAUGUAGUGAUAUUAAGGAUUUUAUAGCACAAAAUGGCAACAGUGACAGCGUCGUCGACCAUAGAGUCGAAGGCCAUGAUGCAGGAAGCCCGUAUGCAGCACAGUUACCAGGAGGUACAUGUCUCCGAGCAGAGGACGGAGAGGACUGAGAAGGUGAAGAAGAAGAAGUCCAUGCGUCGGCAUAAGGAUGAGGGCACCAUCUCUGUGUCAAAAUCCUCGGAGAAGCUUCACAAGAAGAUGAAAGCGGCUGCAGACGUGGAGUCCAACCCGAAGUGUGAGAUGUGCACGCGGCCGGUCUACGCCAUGGAGCGAGUGAAGGCGGAGCGCCGCGUGUGGCACAAGGAGUGCUUCCGAUGUGUCCAGUGCAACAAACAGCUCACAGUGGAGACAUACCAGAGUGACCACACCACGUUGUACUGCAAGCCUCACUUCAAGCAGCUGUUCGAGCCGAAGCCCGUUGAGGGGGAGGAUGAGGCUGAUGCUGCACCACCCAAGAAGCAUCAGAUGAUCAUCUGCGAGAGCAACCCCAUCGAGCUGCCCCCAGAUGUCGUUAGAGCUUCAGACAAACCGGACCUGGGCAUCGAGGAGCUGACGCAGCUGGACCUCAAGUCCCGGUUCGAGGUGUUCGAGAAGGGCCCACGAGUGCAGCCCGCCGCCGCCGCGCCACAGCCGCGCGGCCAGCGGGAGCGGAGCCAGGCGCUGCUCGCCAGGCUGGCCAAGUUCAAAGCGAAGGGAAUGGACAUCGGCGUGUCUGACGAGGACCUGAACGGAGUGCCGGUCGAGCACAGCUCCAGCGAGCCUGAGGAAGACGAGGAUGACGAGGACUCGGUUUUACGCAAGUCGUAUAAACAGACAGCGAGCAAAGAGCAACCUGUAUCCUUCUGUAACAUGAGCGAGAUAGUCGGCAAGUUCGAGACAGGGCAGCACAACAACAGCGAAAGACACCGCGAGCGCAAACAGGAGAUACAGAACAUACGCAGCCGGCUGUUUAUGGGCAAACAAGCUAAAAUCAAGGAGAUGUACGAGCAAUCUGUUAUGCAGAGCGAACAGAGUGUGACGUCAGCGGACAAGAUCGCCCGCUCGUUGGACCUGGACGCAGAGAAGGCGCGCGCCAUCAAGAUGCGCUUCGAGAACGGAGACAUCUACCACGACGAGAACCAGCCGCCGCGGGCCCGGGACAUCGACGACACCAGCCUCUUCAACGAAGGUAUCGGCAAGAAGUCUCGCUCCAUCUUCCUAGAGCUGGACGCCAAUGCCAAGAACAUGGCGCCCACCUCGCCGCCGCCGCAGGAGCCGCCCAAGAGGAAGGAGAUUCCGUUCGUCCCGAAGGACGUGGUCCGCGCCGAGGACAAGGUGGAGGACGUUCACAUCGAGACGCGCGACAUCUCCGACCGGUUCAAGUUCUUCGAGACGUACAAGCCGGAGAGCAAGCGGAAGGAGUUCCGCAUGACGCCGCCGCGACAGCUGCAGCGGGCCAAGUCCCCGUCCCCCGAGGUGUACGUGGACCCGGGCGUGGCCCGCGGCGGCGGCGGCGCCGACACGGCGGCCGCGGCCGACCGCCACACCGCCUCCAGGAUGAUCUCCGUGUUCCGCCAGAUGGAGCAGCACCAGCACCACCACGACGACGACCAGGGUCCCAAACCCCUGAAGCGGUUCACCCCCCCGCCGCCGGGCGAGAGCAACCACCACGGAGACACUUCAGAGGAAGAAGAAUACUCCUCCGAAGGAGAAUAUGAGGAGGACAGCGAGGACGAACGCAGGAGGCUCUACUUCGAGGCCAGGGAGAGGGACGAGGCACUUAAACAGGCGCAGCAGCUGGCCCGCACGACGAGCUUCCGCGACCGAUUCGAGAAGUGGUCGGAGUCGGAGCCGCAGAGGUCGCCGUCCAACGUGGUCAUCGAGAGGCAGUAUGAUGACGACGACGGCGAGUCGCAGCUGGAGACUGCCAAGAGCUUGCGUGAGAAGUUCGAGAACAUGAAAGUCCAGCAGUCCUCAGUUACGAAGACGUUCGUGCCUAAAGUCAACAGAUUUGUGUGACGCAACAGCCACCACUGCCGCAAGUUUACCAAAGCAUCGUUUUAACCCUGUUUUAAAGUUGUAUAGUCUUAACCAGUUAUGUGCCGUUCCGUUUCCGGCAGUAAAAAGGCGGGAAAGUUAUGUAAAAAGAGCUUUACUGCCUAACCCUUAAGGUGAUAGACUUGAGCAUUCACUUGUAACAGAACAUCGAGCAUUCGCCGUUUUUAUAUAUGUCGAACUGAACAACGAGCCGAGCCAAGCAUAGAGCCAAACAUUGCUAUGAACGUUGCUCGCUAAAAUGUUCUCGUAUUUUUCUCGUAUUGUAACAUUCGCACAAAUGCUCAUGUUAACAACGCAAGUUAACACACCUCUAAGACACCAGAGGGGCCGGAAGCGAGGCGCGGGACGUCACCGCGCUGCCUGCCACUCAGACGUUACGACAGACGACGUACGGAGAGGACGCGUCAUUUUGUUUGCUCAUUUUCUUUGUUAUCCAACCUACCUAGUUUUUUCAUGAAAAGUAUACUGUUCCUGUGAAUCCAAUCAUAUUUAUUAUGGGAUAUUAUUAAUUUAUACAAUUUGUCACUUAAAAUUACGAAUAAUUAAAACAUUUCAAAUUAAAAUAAAACCGUUUAAUAAAAAUUACAACAAUAAACAACAUUUCAAAUUAAAUAUAAUUAUUUUUUUCCUGUAAAUUGGUGCCUCAUUCCGUCUUCAUCAUCAUCAUCGAAUCCUGUUGUAAACAGCUCAUAACAAGUGAAUGCUCAAGUUUAUCAGCACCUUUAGGCAGAAAAAUCAAGACUCCACGAAAGAGCAAUUUGAAAACAAAGGCAGCGUCCUUACUCUUGGAGUUUUUACAAAAGGAAUAUUCCCACUUCGGGAAAAUUUACAGGAACGGCACAACACUGGUGGUAACCGCGUACCGAAAUUACAUCAUAACGUUGACGUCAGUUUACUUUUUGUAAUUAGUUGACUAAAUAACUAUUACAUUUUUAUGAACUUCAUAUUUAUUUUACAUACAUAAACAUAAACUGCCUAUAUACGUCCCACUGCUGGGCACAGGCCUCCCCUCAAUCAACCGGAGGGGGUAUGGAGCAUACUCCACCACGCUGCUCCACUGCGGGUUGAUGGAGGUGUUUUUACGGCUAAUAGCCGGGACCAACGGCUUAACGUGCCCUCCGAAGCACGGAAUCAUCUUACUUUUUCGGACAAUCAGGUGAUUCAAGCCUGAAAAGUCCUUGCCAAACAAAGGACAGUCUCGCAAAGUGAUUUCGACAAUGUCCCCAUCGGGAAUCGAACCCGGACCUCCAGAUCGUGAGCCUAACGCUCUAACCACUAGACCACAGAGGCUGUUAAAAUAUAUAUGUGUGGCUGAUAUUUAUUUUAAAAUCAACUAAAUUAUGACAAUGAAUUGUGCUGAUUCCAGUAUGGUCACGAGUUCUAAUAUGUAUACACUUUGAAACCAUGUCACAUUAACUUUUUUGACAGAUAAAACCAUAAGUCUCAUUAAAGGUCAAAUAAGAUAGUGCGACAGGGUUCUACAGUGGGUACAUGAUUCAAGUUAUACCUGUCGUUUUCUUAUUCGCCGAAAAGGAAAGGGACGGAUAAUCGACAGGCUAAAAAUUUGGAAAACACGUCAAUUUUAGAUGGAAAUCUCACCUCUCUCAAACUCAGCGAGAUGCCUAUUUGAUUUGUCAGGGUUACUGUGUCAUUUACUCAUUCAUUUUAAAAUUAACAGUUGUCAAUCAUCCGUCGCUUUCCAUUUUGGCGCAUAAGAAAAAGACAGGUAUAACUUAAAAUAAAAUUAGGAGGUGUCUGCAGGAAUCGGGGCCAUUAUAUAUUAUAUAUAUUUAUAUAUAUAAUAAGCUAUUCAUAUUAUAUAUAAAUUGUUUACAUAACUAUGUAAUAUUAUAUUUCGGAUCGCGGUAUUACUUGCCAAUUAUAUAUAUUCUAAACUAGGUAAUAAGAUCAGGCGGUAAGAGGCCACAUUAGAGCAAUUCAUCUAAUAAAGCAAUAUUGUAAUUUGGCAUUUCCGCAUAUAAAAAUGUAAGUGCGCAAUGUCAACAAAUGACAAAUAGCAAUAUUGCUUUUUAGAUGAAUUGCUUCAAUGUGGCCUUUUUAAACCCCCAGGUUGUAACCUUUUGUAUUUAAUAUUUUACUAUUAUCAUUAUUUUAGAUAAUACAUAAAUUUUAUUUAAAUUUACCACAUUUUUUAAUGGAAAUAUUUAAUUUAUUUGAAUGAAGCAAAUAAUGUUAAAAAAAUAUUUGUAUUUUUAAAUAUUGAGACUUUUAGGAAAAAGAUAAUGUUUUUUUUUUGUGGUAAAUUGAAAUAAAAUUUUCAAAAUUAAUAUUUAUUUACCUCCUUAGGACUGAUAGUAACUUAACUGCAUUUUAUAACAAGUGCCUUAUAAUGUGCAAUUUUAAUGAAUUUUUAUAUCAUUUUAUUGGAUUUUUUGUAGAAAAGAUCUCUUAAGGCUUCACUCAAUUAGAUUGUUUAUUAAUUCUUAUACUAAUAAGAUUUGUAUUAAAGAAAAAAGUAUUCAUUUGUCGGAUAAAAAUCGUUUCUUUUAUUUACCUUGUGAUUUUUUUAAAUUAUGAAUUAACUUAUCUGUCAUACUUGUCUAUAUCAUAGUCAUCUUGCCAUUUUUAACCGACUUCAAAAAAGAAGGAGGUUACCUAUGUAUUAAUAUAUUGAAAAUCUCAAAUGAAAUCGGAAAUUAUCUCUAGUGCCAUUGUAAUGACAAUUUAUAUUAUUAUUUAAAAAAUCAUGUUAAGAAAAGAUCUACUAAUGUAAUAAAUAUUUGUGUAUAAAUAUAAUGUAAUCAUAUUCACAUUACUUUAGAUUAAAAUGUGACUGAAUCGACUAUGUUCUGUAUUUAUUGUUUGUACUUAAAACACUUUUUUUUCAUUGCAAUAUUUAUACCGACUUUGAUGUAAGUAAAUAAAUGAUAAAAUUAUAA